CCAACAUUACCCUUCCCCCGCUGCGAUUCACAAUAGUACCACCACCAUUACCGACUAUGCCACUACCACCCAUAGACACUAUCCUUCAGCAUUUCUCUACAAACCACUCACUCCAUAUCCGUCCAACGUACCUACAAACUCUGCUAACCUCUCUCUCCUCUCAACGUCAGAUCCCUACCGGGCCUGCCCUCUUUGGCUGGCUCAAGUUCCGUAUAUUGUCCUCCGAUAUUACGGAGUCUUUGCAACCGUACGCAAACCUCUGUUUUCCGGUAAAUAUUACCGAUGGGGAUGUUCAGAGUACUGUCCUCCCUGGCCCUGUCGCAGUGCAGGUUGUGGGGAUAGAAGAUAUCGGGAUUUCCAAAAUCAACCAAAUUGAUCGGAUUGAGAUGGGUGAGAGAGGUGAAUUCAUGAAGGGUAAAGAAGUCAUAAGACUGGUCCCUGAAGAGGAAGGGGAUGAGGGUGGGGAAGGUGGGCCUGUUGCUGGUAGGCCUAAGGUGGUUGUCGCAGGGACUGGCCCUCAUAAACUGCUUAUGGAGGACGCCGGGGGGAGGGGGGUUUAUGGAAUUGAGCUUCAGAGUGUGCAGGGGAUUCAGGUCGAUAUGCCAAUGGGGGCCAAGAUGGUCCUGAAAAACGUCACCGUCGCCAGAGGAAUAUUGCUCCUCACUCCCGCCAACACUUUAGUCCUUGGUGGGAAAGUUGAGGCACUCAACCAGCAAUAUUUAGCGAACAGAAAGCAAGUCCUAAACGCUGCUCUCGAAAAAUUAAGAUCACAAUCAUGAUAAAUCACUCAUUAACAACCCCGUCGCUCCCCUUUCACAGACUAUCACUCGCAACAUCAACAAUGGUGAAGGCUUAAAUCAUACCUUUCGCUAGCCCUGGGGUCCUCCCAACUACGACGACCGCGUUCUAGUGGUAAAAGAAGGCUAGGCUAGGCGGUGUCUCACGUCUUUCCCAAGAGCAUCUUCAUCAUUGCCACUAUGUAAUAUCUGGUCACCCCGUAUGACGGAAGGGGAGGAAUGAAACUGAGGAAGAAAAACUCGUGUGCCUCUCUACCCCAGUGCACACACGUAAGACAUCCUCCUCUACUCGACUACAGCCAAUGAGAGAGAAGUGGACCAGAAACCUAUGAAAUCCAAAAAAAUAUGACCUGGAUGAGAGCGUUAGCAAGCCAAGGUUGUGCGGGGACAUUGCAGUGCAUAAUUUAUUGGGGGGAUGACAUAACCGAGCGGUGAGGGAAGGCACGAAUCAGCCGUGGCGGUUCAUCAGAAUAAAUGAUAAAUGGUGCCCUGAAGCAUCCACCACUCGGAAGGGAUACCAUAACUUGCAGAGCGUUUUUGGCGCCCAGUUGGCUGCGGGCGUGAGUCUUGGCAGGUUACACGUCACUUCGCACAUUCGAUCUGGAUUGCACAACCAGUUCAGGGUGUGGUAUGGAAUCUUCCUCAAACGUUGGACUUCUUCGCACCUUACACUUUUCUUCUAGCAUCAUGGUUGCACCGAUUCGAUACUCGUACAUGCACGGUAGCAGGCAAGAAAUACCUGAGCGCAGGGAUUGGAAAAAA
Tuber melanosporum (Perigord truffle) is the source of this 1559-nucleotide messenger RNA. RefSeq lists its product as uncharacterized. The record is from RefSeq and is a predicted model, not a curated record. Lineage: Eukaryota; Fungi; Ascomycota; Pezizomycetes; Pezizales; Tuberaceae. Bases 387 to 779 code for a protein of 130 amino acids. Gene Ontology annotation, cellular component: nuclear body; RecQ family helicase-topoisomerase III complex. Gene Ontology annotation, biological process: resolution of meiotic recombination intermediates; double-strand break repair via homologous recombination. The transcript is spliced from 3 exons.